AUGACAGUCCACCGAAAACGAUGCGCGCUGGACAGCCCCUCCAAGCAACUCAUGGAUGACCUUGCGCGCGAAUUACAGCAAGCCAAAAUUUUCGACAAUGAUAUGAGAAAAGUCCGUGCCUACGAGCGAAAAACCUUUUAUGAGAAACUCGACCGACUUGACCGUGAGCGUGAAGAAGUCCACACCGCAGCUCUCGAUAAGGUCGCAGCUCAACAUGCCCAAAUUGGCAGGGAGGCAGAGGAGAUCUUGAGAGAACACAACCGUGCAGAGGAAGAGGAGCGUCGUCGCAAGGAGGAGCAAGCUCGCAAGGAGCGAGAGCGCAUUGAGCGCGAAAAAGCCGAAAGGCUUCGGUUAGAACAAGAAGAAGCCGCACGUCUCGAAGCCGCGCGUGAGGCUGCGCGCGAAGCCGAACGCAAGACGAAGGAAGAGCAAAAGAAGAAGGCCGAGGAGGAAGCGGAGCGAGUGCGACGAGCAGCGCAGGAACAGAAGGAACGGGAAGAGCGUCAACAGCGAGAUAAGGUAGAGGCUGAGAACCGCGCAAGGAAAGAGGAGGCGAAGAAAGCGCAAGAAGCAGCGGAAGAGAAGGCCCGCAGCCAACAGCAGCAGAAGCAGCAGAAGUUUGGUGGCAGCAGCCUUGCCCCCGAGGAGAUCAAUAUCCAGGAGCGGUAUGUGGCGCUACACAAAACCUUGAAAGAGAUGCGCGCGUGGUUGCGUGAUUUCGGCAAGAAAGAGCCGGUCAUCAAGAAGGCAAUGGGUGAUAUGCGUCGAUCCAUCACGAAGUCGGUAGGCCAGCUGCGUGACGCCAAGGGCGUUAACAAACAACAGACCCAGCAGAUCCGCGCUGAGCUGGAAAAGGCCUUGACGAUUUCAGAACCUACUGUGGAUGUCCGGCAAUUCUUCGCGUUCCCCCCAGAGGAAAUCGCCAACUCGGAGAAUAAGGUCCCCGCUCUGCUAAUUUAUGGUCUUAACAUCCUGGCAAAGUGUUUGAUCAAGGCCCUUAUCGUUGAAGCCGCCGCCAAACCCGGACAUGCCGAGCCUGUGGGCAUCCUCGCCGCCCAGAUCUUCUCCACCGAAACGUUCAUGUAUAAAGGACUCCACAUGUCUGACAUUCUGUGGGCUAAAUACCGCGUCGUCUGCCCAGCUCUCUGGGGCUUUACCGGCCGCGAAGACACAGAGUCGGGCCGGCGUGCCAUUGGCUGGUGGCGCAACGACGACGGAACCUCCUUCGUUAGUGAACAAACACACCUGGAUCGAAUGACAGCCCUCGGUGCCGGGUUUGCAGCAUUGUCUUUGCGUAACUUUGGCAAAACAACACGGCGCAAUCCUUUCCCUAACACCAUCUUCUGGCAAUCUCUCCAAAAGAUCCUUUCCCUCCCUCCAUCAGAUAUUCUGGACACGCAGGUUACCCUUCUCCAAUCCAUGCUUCGACCCUCUGGAGAUCGAAUCCUGGGCUUUUUCGGGCAAAUCGGCCUUGUUCUCGUCCGUCAGGCUGUGGUUGGGUUACCCCCAGCUCUGAACCGCAAUACGAUGCCUGUAAACCAACUGAAGCUGGUCAAGGAGCUCUAUUAUCGGGAAAGCAACAUCCUUCUGUGA
This is a messenger RNA of Penicillium odoratum, 1593 nucleotides long. RefSeq names its product putative RNA export mediator Gle1. Gene Ontology annotation, molecular function: translation initiation factor binding; phospholipid binding; inositol hexakisphosphate binding. Gene Ontology annotation, cellular component: nuclear pore; cytoplasm; nuclear pore cytoplasmic filaments. The record is from RefSeq and is a predicted model, not a curated record. Gene Ontology annotation, biological process: poly(A)+ mRNA export from nucleus; regulation of translational termination; regulation of translational initiation. The transcript has 2 exons. NCBI's taxonomy places the organism in Eukaryota, Fungi, Ascomycota, Eurotiomycetes, Eurotiales, Aspergillaceae. The coding region runs from base 1 to 1593 and encodes 530 amino acids.